UCAAAGAAUACAAACCUCAUUCUUUUUUUUUCUUAGACAUGGAGCCCCAACGUGUUUGCAUCCAAAAACAGCUCUCGGAGACAGAUAUCAAUCGCAAUUUAGAAGUACCCAACCAAGCACAGUUUUUGCCAGAGGGAAAUGGUAUCAUGCUUGUAACUGAUCGAGAUGGUACAUCAUUUGAAUUCGUAGCAUCAGUGAGGAGAAGUGGGAGGCGUUCUCUGACGCACCAGUGGAUCGAGUUUGCUGCAUCAAAGGGUCUUAGAGCCGGUGAGUUCAUCAGGAUUAAUUGGACAGGGCAUGAGAAUCAGUAUGAGGUGCAGUUGGGACUGCAAGCCCAUGGACAGCACAUAUUUUGGGAAACCCUUUAAGUUUCAGUACUAGGUAAAAUUGUGUGAUAAGUUUGGGUGGUGCUUAGAUAUAAACCCAACUGAUAUUGAUUUCAUGUCCAAUUUUAUGGAUCAUCAUGUGUAUAAUUGUUUGAUCUGCAUGCCAACGUCAAAGUUUUAUGCUACACUGGAUCAUAUUCAAAGUUUU
Ilex paraguariensis (yerba mate) is the source of this 534-nucleotide messenger RNA. The record is from the annotation of a GenBank genome assembly. NCBI's taxonomy places the organism in Eukaryota, Viridiplantae, Streptophyta, Magnoliopsida, Aquifoliales, Aquifoliaceae.